Molecule: messenger RNA, 912 nt
Organism: Exophiala aquamarina CBS 119918
Lineage: Eukaryota; Fungi; Ascomycota; Eurotiomycetes; Chaetothyriales; Herpotrichiellaceae
Exons: 1
Coding region: 1-912 (303 amino acids)
Molecular function (GO): oxidoreductase activity
Source: RefSeq, a predicted model, not a curated record
AUGACUAUCCACAAAGUCGCCAUCGUGGGCGCCAGCGGACGGGUCGGCGGCGCGAUCCUGCGCGCACUGCUCUCCGAGCCCAGCUUCAGCGUGACGGUCGUUGCCCGCUCGACCUCAAAAGCAAAAUUCCCCGACAACGUGGCACUCAAACCGGUGUCCGACGACUUCACAACAGAUGAACUCAUCCCAGCUCUCGCCGGCCAAGAUGCCGUGGUGGUGACUGUUGGCGGCACCAAGGCCGCAGUGCAGUUGCGAAUCGCAGACGCAGCGCUGCAAGCGGGCGUGCAGCGCUUCAUCCCCGCCGACUUCGGCAGCUUCGACUCGAACAGCGAGCUCUCGCUGAAGCUGAUGCCGCAGUACGUCGCGAAGGGCGAUGUGCGGCGGCAUUGCGAGAAAUUGGCGCAGAAAAGCAGCAGCGAGGGAGGCUCGUUUUCGUGGACGGCGCUUGUCUGUGGUCAUUUCUUCGACUACCUGGAAGACGGGCUGCUGCAGGCCUUCCCCAAGCGGAACUAUUCGCGCAUCUUUGAUGGCGGAGAGAUCAAAUGGUCGGCAACGACGCUCGAGACGGUCGCCAAGGCGACCGCCGCGGUUCUGCUCAAGGCCGAAGAAACGAAGAAUAAGCGCCUCUUCAUCGAGAGCUUCCUCAUUACGCAGAACCAGCUGCAGGAGGUUCUAGAGAAGGUCACAGACCAGAAAUGGGAGGUUGAGCAAGUUGAGUCCGAGAAGUUCAUGGCGGAGACAAAGGCGGAGAUCGAGAGGAACCCGGGGAAUCAUGAGGCGAUUGAAGAUCUGGUGGGUGUUGUGGGCAUUGUUGAGGGAAAUUGGGAGGAGAAGGAGGGGUUCGCGAAUGAGCUGUUGGGUUUGAAACUGGAGGAUCUUGAGGAGGUGGUUAGGAAGACUCUGGGUAAGUGA